Messenger RNA from Dama dama (fallow deer), 2662 nucleotides. It is a transcript of the gene TADA2A, whose product is annotated as transcriptional adaptor 2A. Bases 676 to 2007 code for a protein of 443 amino acids. The record is from RefSeq and is a predicted model, not a curated record. Gene Ontology annotation, molecular function: zinc ion binding; protein binding; chromatin binding. Lineage: Eukaryota; Metazoa; Chordata; Mammalia; Artiodactyla; Cervidae. The transcript has 15 exons. Gene Ontology annotation, biological process: regulation of transcription by RNA polymerase II; chromatin remodeling. Gene Ontology annotation, cellular component: nucleus; SAGA-type complex.
ACAGUUAGGCCACCCUUGGGGAUGGCCUCAAAGAGCCAGAUCUCAUGGACCAGAUUCUUUGGCUAGUGAAUGACUGAGCUCCAACUACCCUCUGUCCUUGUGUAUCUUACUCAAUAUUCAGGUUUCUGUAAGACCAGAUUGGAUUGCUUUAGCUGCUGUGGAGGUGGAGGAUAGAGUAUUGUGAUACACAAUCCCACCAAAGCCUUAUGAGAUGUGGGAGAGUCAGUUUUCCAAAGGAUGGAGGGCUAAGGAGAAAAGUGAUGCCAGGCAGAGAAAAUCAGUUGUUGUUUAUUAGAACUGUGUAGCCUUUAUAGAGGACUUAGUAUGGGCUAGGCACUAUGGUAUAUUAUUUAUGUGGCUUUUGAUAUUUACCCUCAACAGCUCUAGGAGGUAGGUAUGAUUGUAGCAUAUUCGUUUUACAGAGGAGGAAACGAGCUUAUAGAGAUAAAAUAAUUUGCUUAGUCUUAACAAAACUAGGAUGUGUACAAUUGAGUACAUUGCGUUAUUUUCUCUUUAUCUUGUCCCUUUGAAUUAUUUCCUUAUCCAGGUGCCACUUCUGUUUCUUCACAGGGAGUGGUCAUCAGCUUUGGUGUAUGUGUUGGCAGGUUCUGAAAUCUCCUUGAAGCAACUCAGAUUAAAGACGAUCAAAGCAACAGAGUCUUUGCCAACUGGAGAAUGGACCGAUUGGGUUCCUUUAGCAAUGAUCCCUCUGAUAAGCCACCUUGCCGAGGCUGCUCCUCCUACCUCAUGGAGCCUUAUAUCAAGUGUGCAGAAUGUGGUCCACCUCCUUUUUUCCUCUGCUUACAGUGUUUCACGCGAGGAUUUGAGUACAAGAAACAUCAAAGUGAUCAUACUUAUGAAAUAAUGACCUCAGAUUUUCCUGUUCUUGAUCCCAGCUGGACUGCUCAAGAAGAAAUGGCUCUUUUAGAAGCUGUGAUGGACUGUGGCUUUGGAAAUUGGCAGGAUGUAGCCAAUCAGAUGUGCACCAAGACCAAGGAGGAGUGUGAGAAGCACUAUAUGAAGCAUUUCAUCAAUAACCCUCUGUUUGCAUCUACCCUGCUGAACCUGAAGCAAGCAGAGGAGGCAAAAACUGCUGACACAGCCAUUCCAUUUCACUCUGCAGAUGACCCUCCCCGACCUACCUUUGACUCCUUGCUUUCUCGGGACAUGGCAGGAUAUAUGCCAGCUCGAGCAGAUUUCAUCGAGGAGUUUGACAAUUAUGCAGAGUGGGACUUGAGAGAUAUUGAUUUUGUCGAAGAUGACUCGGACAUUUUACACGCUCUGAAGAUGGCUGUAGUGGAUAUCUAUCAUUCCAGGUUAAAGGAGCGACAAAGACGAAAAAAAAUUAUAAGAGACCAUGGAUUAAUCAACCUUAGGAAGUUUCAGUUAAUGGAACGACGAUAUCCCAAGGAAGUCCAAGAUCUUUAUGAAACAAUGAGGCGAUUUGCAAGGAUAGUGGGGCCGGUGGAGCAUGACAAGUUCAUUGAAAGCCAUGCAUUGGAAUUUGAACUCCGAAGGGAAAUCAAAAGGCUCCAGGAAUACAGGACGGCAGGCAUUACCAAUUUUUGUAGUGCCAGAACCUAUGAUCACCUCAAGAAGACUCGAGAAGAGGAACGCCUCAAACGCACCAUGCUCUCUGAGGUCCUCCAGUACAUCCAGGACAGCAGCGCCUGCCAGCAGUGGCUCCGCCGGCAGGCUGACAUUGAUUCUGGCCUGAGUCCUUCUGUUCCCAUGACUUCGAAUUCAGGUAGACGAAGUGCACCGCCCUUGAACCUCACUGGCCUCCCUGGCACAGAGAAGUUGAAUGAGAAAGAAAAGGAGCUCUGUCAGAUGGUGAGGUUGGUCCCGGGAGCCUAUUUAGAAUACAAAUCUGCUUUAUUGAACGAAUGUAACAAGCAAGGAGGCUUAAGACUGGCACAGGCAAGAGCACUCAUCAAGAUAGACGUGAACAAAACCCGGAAAAUCUAUGAUUUCCUCAUCCGAGAAGGAUACAUCACCAAAGCCUGAGGCUCCCCAGGAGUGUGGCGGGCCAAAGGACCGCACGGCCUUUCUGGAGCCUUGUUUUUGAACUGAAGUGUCAUUGUGAAAAGAGGGGAAGAACAAAGGAAAUCUUCAGUUUUAUUAAUGUCUACUUUCUUCUCCACCCUGCUUUAAAAUACUCUUGUUGUUGGUAUUGUGCUGCAGAAUUAUGUGCUAGAUAAGCUAUUGUUAAUUGUGUGUGGGCAUUCAUUCCUAACACCUCUUGUAACUAAAACAAGAACCAUAGUACCUCACAUCACAGUGUUAGUAGAAAUAGAACUAAACCAGUCUGUAAUCCCAGGAGUGCAGCUCAGAUUCUUGUACCUGCUUGGGAGGUUGGUUUUCUGAUUAUGUUUUGCCUUCAAACGUUACAGACAGAUUUAAAAUAAAGAGGUUAUAGUGAGAGAAAGUUUUCUCUUUCUGUUUGAGGGUUUCUUUUUAAGCUGACAACUUAUGUUUUUGAGUAGAAAGGAGGAAAACCUCCCCAUGAUGAUCUUGUCCCAAACUGUAUUUGGAACUUGAAUGUCUGGCUCUGUAAUCUGCAGUCUGACUGUCUAAUCUGCAGAAGACUUUUGAGGAGGUAGCAAUGGAUAUAAAAUGUCUCUGUUAUUUUUAGAAUUGAUUAAAAUGUUUUGCUACUUAA